CGCAGGGUUUGUCGGGAUAUGUAGUGCGAUUUGAGUUUGUUUAGCGAUUUAAAAAGACAUAACGUCCUAUGUCAAGAGUUACGUUUAACACAAAACAACAUAAUACUUUUUUUUUUAAAAAUAAACGUGUGAAAUGUUAGUUCGUGGUUUUAGACAGAUCGUCGGAUUAGCGACAUUUUGAGAAUAGUUACGACUCAAUAUCCCAGAAUGCAACGCGUUGAUGUGAAGGUCAUGCAGCAGUCGUUCGUUCAUGUGCGUCGGCUUCUUUCUGCGGGACGUAGAAUCGGGUUUAAACCUUUAAUCUGUGACAUUCGUCGUGUGAAAAUCGUGCAAAACGUUCUUCGGUACAGAUACUAACUUUCUGUGUUAAAGAAUAAGAAGCGCUGUUGUGCAGAUUUGUAAGGUUUUUAAUCCGACAUGGCAGAGGAUGAAGAGUUCACAGACAUCAGAGGGAAGAACAUUCAGUUAUCCUGCCAGAAUUAUUCUCCUUUCUGCAGAGAGUUCACUGUCAGCUCCGCUAAACUGUCUCUCGUCAAGGUGAUGGUGUUCACCUGCAUCGUGUGGCUGAUCGCUUAUGCUGCCUUUUAUCUCACACAGAACACGGCGGUUCUGUCCUGCGCCAUCUUCGUGACUUUAACCGGAAUGCUGCUGCACGUUCACUUCGUUAAGGUGGAUCACGAGACGCUGCUGAUCGUCGGUUCGCUCGGAGUCCAGCUCUCCUCCACUUACGCCUCGGGCCGCGAGAGCACCAGCUUCAUCGAGAUGAGCAGGAUUAAAGACAUCGUCAUUAACGAGGCCGUCUACAUGCAAACCAUCAUCUAUUACCUUUGCAUUCUGCUGAAGGAUCCUGCCGAGUCUGAUGGAGUCAGCAGCGUCGUUCCUCUUUUCCAGAGCUCCAAGCCGAGGCUGAACUGCCUGGUGCGUGUGUACAGGAGCUGUCAGGAGAUCCUCGGAACGACGCCGAUGACGGACGAGCCGCAGACACCUACAACAAAAGAGUGAAAAUCCCCCGUCAGAGUCGCCACGUAAGCCGUGACGGAUCGCCAUAAAUCUGAACCGCCACGAUGCCGUAUUUACCGCAGUGCCGCUGAAUCCCGUGUUCUGAUUGGACGGACCGUGUCGAGUAGUUUAUUUUUUAAACAGCAGUUCAAACGUCACGAAGAUUCUCCGCACGGUUUUAUGUUAAAACGGUUACCAUAGCAACGGGGACUCGUACGGCCGACGCUCCACACGCACGGUUUAAAAAGCAAAGUUUUCAGUAAGCACGCGUUUGUUUAACGUUCACCGAAGAAGUCUCCACCGUCGGAGGGAGAGUUUUGUGUCCAUAAUCUUCUGACAUUUCAAGCUGCGAUCAUAGAGGAGUGCAAAAGUUUGUGCACCCUCACUUUACAUUUAACGUGUUUUUAUUUCCAUAGACAAAUAAACUUGAUAGUAAAAGAAUCCUAAACGUGUUUUAAGUUUCCUGAUGUUUAGUUUAGAUCUUUGUGUAUUCCGUCCGAUCCUCUUCGGCGUCUCGUUUAAACGCCCGUCUUCUUCACCUCUGUGGGACGUCAAAGUUUUUUCCACCUCCGUGUGUGUGUGUGUGUGUUUCAGUCUGUUUAUCUUCCUACUUAAAAGUGUUGUUUUCAAGGCAUUAAACACCUCAGUGGUGAUUACACAUAAUAAUAGAUCGACUCGAUCCCGUCGAACGGCACGCAAGUGUUUGAGCUUCGAUGAAAAAAAAAAAAAAACAAGUGCUGUAAUAUUUAGCCUACAAGAUUUUUAAUCAGAAAACUUUUAUAACUUAAAAAUCUGGUGUGGUUUGUUAGAUGCGUGGUGAUGAAGUAUUAUUUAAUAAAGCGAUUAAUUUAUUAGUUGUGUUUUUUAAAAUCUGGUUAGAAAUUAAAUUCAGCUCCACUGUGAUUUUUGUACUCUGGUGAAAGUUUGAGGGGAAACGUUACAGCUUAUAGAUCAUAAAGAUGUAUGUAAAAUGUAUUUUUCAACAACAAUGUCAUGUAUUUUCUAACUGAAAUAAAAUUUUAAAUAAA
Molecule: messenger RNA, 2027 nt
Organism: Tachysurus fulvidraco (yellow catfish)
Lineage: Eukaryota; Metazoa; Chordata; Actinopteri; Siluriformes; Bagridae
Gene: pigh
Product: phosphatidylinositol glycan anchor biosynthesis, class H
Exons: 5
Coding region: 418-1002 (194 amino acids)
Biological process (GO): GPI anchor biosynthetic process
Cellular component (GO): glycosylphosphatidylinositol-N-acetylglucosaminyltransferase (GPI-GnT) complex
Source: RefSeq, a predicted model, not a curated record